AUGCAUCGCACCUAUUCUAUGCGCCAGUCGCGCGUCCCGACCGCCUCGCAGAUCGAGAACCCCCCACCCCCAAUGUCCUCCACCAAAUCCAACCGGUGGCUCGGUAAGGGUGGCAUUGGUCAUGCAUUCCGUAAAAACGCCGCUGGUGCCUUCGGUCCUGAUCUCGCCCGCAAGCUCUCGCAGCUGGUCAAGAUGGAGAAGAACGUCAUGCGCAGCAUGGAGCUGGUCGCACGAGAGCGCAUGGAGGUCGCUCAACAACUCUCCCUCUGGGGUGAAGCUGCCGACGAGGACGUCUCCGAUGUGACAGACAAGCUGGGCGUUCUAAUCUACGAGAUCGGUGAGCUCGAAGAUUUAUUUGUCGACCGCUAUGACCAGUACCGCGUGACCAUCAAGAGCAUCCGCAACAUUGAAGCCUCAGUCCAACCCAGCCGCGACCGCAAGCAGAAAAUCACCGAUGAAAUCGCCAAGCUCAAGUACAAGGAUCCCAACUCAACACGCAUUGUUGUUCUGGAGCAGGAGCUCGUCCGCGCCGAGGCCGAGUCCCUCGUCGCCGAGGCUCAGCUGUCCAACAUUACCCGCGAGAAGGUCAAGGCCGCUUUCCAGUACCAGUUCGAUGCGCUCCGCGAGCACUGCGAGAAAGUUGCCAUUGUUGCUGGCUACGGCAAGCACUUGCUCGAUCUGAUCGAUGACGCCCCGGUCACUCCCGGCGAGACCCGCCAAGCCUACGACGGCUACGAGGCCAGCAAGGCCAUUAUUCAGGACUGCGAAGACGCCCUGAGCAACUGGGUUACCUCCAAGGCCGUUGUCAAGUCCAACAUGUCUCAGCGCUCGCGCACCCUCUCCCAGCGCCACCGCACCAACGUCAACAAGAGCCGCGAGGGCGUCGAUUUGUCCGGCCAGGACCACCCCAUGACUGGUGACCGUGACUCUUGGCUACCCGCUGACCAGCACGCGAGCUACCACGAUGACGGCGAGGAAGUUCUCAGCGCCGUGGACGGAGAGGCGCGCGGACGCGAGGAAGAGCGGGAGCCCAUGGCCGCCUAA
Penicillium daleae is the source of this 1044-nucleotide messenger RNA. RefSeq names its product Eisosome component PIL1/LSP1 family protein. The record is from RefSeq and is a predicted model, not a curated record. The transcript is spliced from 3 exons. Gene Ontology annotation, biological process: eisosome assembly; negative regulation of protein kinase activity; endocytosis. Gene Ontology annotation, molecular function: lipid binding. Bases 1 to 1044 code for a protein of 347 amino acids. NCBI's taxonomy places the organism in Eukaryota, Fungi, Ascomycota, Eurotiomycetes, Eurotiales, Aspergillaceae. Gene Ontology annotation, cellular component: plasma membrane; eisosome filament.